AUGAUUGGUUUCUCACUGCCGAUUGCUGCACUUGCUAAUAUUCUAACGAUAACUGCUGCAACUUUAUCAUUGAUUGCUCAACUUGCCGAGACACGAUUGAUGACGGUUGCAACUCUUAGAGUGAUGCCCAUAAUCGUCACAUCCAUAAUAGUUGUUGCAUUUGCUGGAUUUGUGUCACCAAUUGUUGCUCUUGUUGAGAUUGUACCAGCAGUUGUUGGAUCGACCAAGACCAUGUUGGUGAGGACUGAGCCGACACCAAUGAUAACUGAACCUACGUGGACUCUAUCCAUUGUUGAAUUUGCAACUGCGUAUGAGACUGGACUGACUGUGAAAUCUCAUGAAUUGAUUGAGGCUGGAUCUCUGUCAAUGAUUGAUGCUGAGCUGAUUCUAGAGACUAUGCUGUUUGGCUAUGUCGUAAUUGCGCCUGUUGCAUCAGCACUGUUGCUGAAUCAUUAUUCUGAUGCUGAAUCGGUUGUAAGCGAACCUACUGGGCCGGUGUCGCUGGCCACUGGGACUGCGUCGAUUCUAACUGCACAGAUUGUGUUGUCUACUGAUCGGCUUGCUGAAACUCUACUGGCCAUGAACAGGACUGCUGGGUAUGCAUUAGUGAUAGGUGACUCUGUUGUGACUGCGAUGAUAGCUGUUGAAAGGUCAUCGUCGGCUGCUGAAAUUGUUGGGACUCAUGAUCAAAAGCCGUAG
Molecule: messenger RNA, 699 nt
Organism: Oldenlandia corymbosa var. corymbosa
Lineage: Eukaryota; Viridiplantae; Streptophyta; Magnoliopsida; Gentianales; Rubiaceae
Source: the annotation of a GenBank genome assembly